Numida meleagris (helmeted guineafowl) is the source of this 2286-nucleotide messenger RNA. It is a transcript of the gene LNP1, whose product is annotated as leukemia NUP98 fusion partner 1. The record is from RefSeq and is a predicted model, not a curated record. Lineage: Eukaryota; Metazoa; Chordata; Aves; Galliformes; Numididae. The coding region runs from base 262 to 837 and encodes 191 amino acids. The transcript has 5 exons.
GUAGGGCCCGGGGCUCGCCCGUCCCUCGGGGGUCUUCCGCUCGCUCGCGCCCUUCCCGCCGCGGCGGGCCGCCCGCCGCCCCCACAGUUUUCCAUGGCUACCCCAAGAGUCUCCACAUCCUCAAAACACUCUGUGUGCAGUGAGAUGAAGCCGGGCCCACCAUAAACCUGAACAGUGUGAGGCUAUUGGCUUGGUGAGAACCUUCAAUAUUGCUUUUCCUUGUCUGGCUGGGACACUGCUGCAAGUUUGGAGUGUCUGUACAUGGAAUAUGAAGAGGAUGAUGAUAUUUCCUUUGCAAGAUGGAUGAGCAGUUUCUGGGGCCACAGCUUGAUUGAUGAGAAUGAGAAAGAGGGUAGAGGCCACAAGAAACAUCAAACACGAUCCCUUAGCGAAAGGAGAGCCUCCCUUCCGGCCAGGCUUUCCUCUCUCCAUACAACACGACUUCAUGCCUCUGCCAAAGGCUCAUCUUCAGGUCAUCUCAAGGGCUCCAAAGAAUUUCAAGAAGAUCAAGAUGUCAAAUGCCACCGCCACAAGAAGGCAAGCAGAACACCUUCAGCAGACAGCUCAGGCCCAGAGACAAGAUCAAAUUCCAUGCAGGAAUUUGCAGAGUCCUUUGAGAAGCAAUUGCAUUUCAAGAGCAAACGCUCAGUUUCUUUGCAACCUGAAGGCAUGAAGGAGAGAAGAGAGAGACUGCAUCUGAGAAAGAACAAGUCUCACAAGAGAAUCGGAGAGAAAUCAGAGCCAGGGAGAGCACAGAAAGAUGAACACUCGGAAGCUAUACCUACAAAACACGACGAACAGUUUCCAUCACAAGCAAGCAUUGAGAAAGGAUAUUAAUGCACAGGUGGCUAGAAUGUCUUGGGCUAAUGAAUUUUAACACUAUCUGUGAUGAACAGAGGGAGCAUUCUUGUUUUGACUAGAAGAAGGUUGUUAGCUAGUGCAAACCCAAAGCUGUAAAAUGAAACUAAAAUUCAACUGCAUAAUUGAUACCAUUUUCCUACAUUCCCGUCUUUAUUUUUUCCACUAGGAAUGUGACCCUGCUCAGAGAUAUGGAGCAAUGAACCACACCUUUAGAGGGUUUCAGACAGAUUUAGCAUUGCAGCAGGACAACAGUGGAUGUGUUCAUUUAGGAGGAGAACAUCUAUGUAUUACAGAGCUGUGCAAAGUCACUCAAAGCCUUAUGUUUCUGUUUUAAUUGCAAACAGAAAUUUGGGGAAAGAAAAUGUACACAUAAACUAUUAGCCAUUACUUGGCCCUGACACUGACUUAGAGUUGUCAUGGAAACAGGGAUCUCUUCUCUUUGACAUUCUCCCAACUCCAAAUUUGUGGAGGUGAUAGAAAAAAGGUCCUCACGCUCUCCUCCACACAUUGUUGUUGUCUUCUCUGUGCUUUCCUCACUGUCACUGCAAUAUAACUCUUGUUUUCUGAUGUCCCUCUUUUCUCUCCUGUGUCCUCAGUCCCAUUUCCCAAGUCACACAACAGUUUUUCUGCCAGCUUUAGUCUCUGUUGUGGCCUUUCCUCCCUCCAUUUUCUAUUUUGCAGCUGUGACUCAUAGCUAGAAGACUCUCUUGUUACAUCUGUAGCUCUGCCUCAUCAAAAUUUGAGCCUUGCUUGAACCUCUGGUAAAAACAGAGAUGAUCAGCCUCUUGCACUUCUAUAUAAUCUCUUCACGGGGCUGAUUAUAUUUGCCACAGUUUCAGGGCAAUAUAUCCUUUUAAUUUUUUCUUUCUGCAUGAACUGAGGCCAAACAAAGGAAUUGGGAAAUGGCUCUGCCAGUGAUAAGCUGGUCUUGGGAAAUUUUUUUCCUCUGGCUGAAGAUCUAAACUCAGCUGUAAAUCUCACCGUCUCUAAGCAAGAUUUCCUUCUAUGCAGAGGAAUACAAUUUCCGUAUGCUCAUAAACACACCUUUUUGACACGUGAGUCUUCCCUUCAGAGAAAAUCCCCGUCCUUGGGUAUAAUUUCUUAAGGCCUAGUAUGAAGAAAGCCUGGUUUGGUAAUAGAGGAUAGUGAAGACUGAUGAAUUUAUGAGUCAGGGUCAAAGUCUGCUGGGUAUUCUUCCUGGGAUUUUCUGUAAUUAACAAAGGUUUUAUUACUUUAGAGCCUCAAUUUUGAAUGUUCAACCUUUUAAGAGCUUAGGGCAUCCUCUACACUUUGUAACAAUUCAUUUUCGGAUUGGUUUUGUUUCUUGGAGGACUUUCAGGGUAUAUAAGAAAGUGGCUGAACCCUUGCUAAUGCUUGUAAGCUGUUUCUUACCUGGCAACGUAUAUUAUAAACUAAUAAAUCUGA